AUGUUCCAGCCGUCUGCGAAGCGCUGCUUCACCAUCGAGUCUCUGGUGGGCAAGGAACCCACCUCAGCCCCGAGGACCCCCCCGCGCCCCGCCGCUCUCGGCUACCCCGGCCCCGCUACCGACGCCGCCGCCUUCGCCCCCGGCUUCCAGGGCGCUGCCGCCGGCCGGGCCCUCUACGGCAGCGCCGAGCUCGUCUUCCCCGAGGCAGUGGGGCACCCGGCGCUGCCCGUCGGGCCCCACCAGCUGGGGGGCUCGGCGCUGCCGCACCCCCACUCCUUCUUCGGCCCGCAGCACCGCGACCCGCUCAACUUCUACCCUUGGGUGCUGCGGAACCGCUUCUUCGGGCAUCGCUUCCAAGGGAGCGAGGUGUCCCAGGAGAGCCUGCUGCUCCACGGCCCCUUCGCCCGCAAACCCAAGCGCAUCCGCACUGCCUUCUCGCCGUCGCAGCUCCUGCGGCUGGAGCGGGCCUUCGAGAAGAACCACUACGUGGUGGGCGCCGAGCGCAAGCAGCUGGCCAGCAGCCUCAGCCUCUCCGAGACACAGGUGAAAGUGUGGUUCCAGAACCGGCGGACGAAAUACAAACGGCAGAAGCUGGAGGAGGAAGGACCCGACUCGGAUCAGAAGAAGAAAGGUUCCCACCACAUCAACCGAUGGCGCCUCGCCACCAAGCAGUCGAGCGGAGAAGACAUCGACGUCACCUCCAACGACUAAGGCAGGGACAGGCUCCUGGUGCUGCCACCAUGGAGAGGAACCCGGGGGAGGAAGGGGGGACACAGGCGGCAUCACCAAACAAACUCUAGGGACGCCGCCGAAGCCGCUGCCGCCGCCCGCUGCCUUUCCU
Molecule: messenger RNA, 841 nt
Organism: Falco peregrinus (peregrine falcon)
Lineage: Eukaryota; Metazoa; Chordata; Aves; Falconiformes; Falconidae
Gene: EMX1
Product: empty spiracles homeobox 1
Biological process (GO): regulation of DNA-templated transcription; central nervous system development; neuron differentiation
Molecular function (GO): DNA binding; DNA-binding transcription factor activity, RNA polymerase II-specific
Source: RefSeq, a predicted model, not a curated record